CCUCGAUCUCAACAGCUGAGAGCGGGCUUCAGGCACUGCCAGAUUUGCCCAUGUCUCAGGCCAUAACAAACCAAACGGGAAAGAAUCACGAAAUGCAGUCAGCGUUGGCAACGAAGAAUUAUCUUCAUGCUUUUAAGUGUCUUCAAUUUGUUUUCGUGAUCGAUCUUUUGGUAUCAAGUAUCAGAACAGGACGCCUAUAAGUAUCGUGAAGAUUCCCUUCAAAUUCUCAUCAUCAACAAUUGCAAAUACAGACAAACACAAACAGCAAACACAACUAGCCAAUCAACCCAACCAUUCUUCAAAAUGAAGAUCAGCAGCAUCAUCCCACUAUUUGCAGCUCUCGCCGCAGUCAAGGCUCAGAUUGCCCCUGGACCCUAUACCAUUCGAUCCCUAGCUUCUGAUGAACGAGGGUACGUCGGCCGCAGCCCAAACGAGGACACCUCCAUAAACCCAAAGCCUAUCCUUCUCCUUGAUAAUGGGAACAUUGAUUUGUGGGAUGUUCAACCUGCGACUGAGGGCAGGUAUCGCUUGACUAUUCGAAACAACCCCAUUGGAGGAUUCGACGACCGCCUUUUCGCCUUUCCUACCAACGAUCCUAGGAUUAACCUAGAGUGGUUCAUUACACCGGUGGUGGGGUACGGCGCUAAUAACUACAUCGUAGAGACUGCUCACAAGGCCAGGGGGUGGGUAGCCCCUGACGCUCUUAACCCGGACAGGCAGCUUGCACUCAAACCGCUUAUAGCUGGGCCUUCUAUUCCUCCAUUCUACCCUCCUUUUGAGGUUUUUACAUUUACUCCAUUGUUCUCAUAAGCGUAACAGACGCCGCUGUCCGCAAGACUAUUCAAGAGCUUCCAUGUGUUCUACAGGGUGCUCAUGGCCCG
Messenger RNA from Pseudogymnoascus verrucosus, 881 nucleotides. RefSeq lists its product as uncharacterized. Bases 304 to 810 code for a protein of 168 amino acids. The record is from RefSeq and is a predicted model, not a curated record. The transcript is spliced from 4 exons. Gene Ontology annotation, molecular function: serine-type endopeptidase inhibitor activity. NCBI's taxonomy places the organism in Eukaryota, Fungi, Ascomycota, Leotiomycetes, Thelebolales, Thelebolaceae.